Chrysoperla carnea is the source of this 1233-nucleotide messenger RNA. Its product is annotated as apolipophorins-like. The record is from RefSeq and is a predicted model, not a curated record. Gene Ontology annotation, molecular function: lipid carrier activity. Lineage: Eukaryota; Metazoa; Arthropoda; Insecta; Neuroptera; Chrysopidae. Bases 40 to 1218 code for a protein of 392 amino acids. The transcript has 4 exons.
GAAUCGUACGCGAAGUUGGUACAAUUUAUCAACGGGUUAAUGCACGGGGAAGCUUUAGAUCAAAUUUCCAACAUGAUGGAAUAUUUCAUCAAAAAAUAUGAUAAAUUUAUCAAAGAUUUGCAUGUAAUGUUUAUCAGUUAUGUGGAAAAAUUAUGGACGGAUACUUCUGUUAUGUUGAUCAAUCAUUGGAAUCGUAUGUUGGCAGCCAUUGAGCCAACAUUCUUGAAAUUUAUACAUUAUGGUGAAACGGUUAUUUGGAAUUCCAGUAAGGAAUUUUUAGAUUUCCUGUACAAACGUAAACAUGAAAUUGAAGAAUCACCAUAUUUUAUGCAUUUCGCAAACUUUACGCAAGAUAUUGAUCGAUUUUAUAAAGAUAUGAUCCAUAACAGUGUCAUAUCGAAUAUACGAAAAUAUUCGAAAAUUGUCUGGCAAUUUAUUAAAGAUAAAUAUUUCUCAAUGAUACCAUUUGGUAAAGAAUUAUCGAAAGUAUUCAAUGAAAUCGUUACGGAAUUACAAGAAUUAAAGAAAUUACCAUCGUUGCAAUUUUUAAUUACGAAAUAUGAUGAAAUGUAUGAUAAUUUGGUCUGGUUCUACGAGUACAUGAAAAUUGGAGAUCUGGUCCAGAAAGUUAUCACUGUUUUACAUAUGAAAAUCACGGAAAUUACACAAACUGCUUUGGAUAAAGAAAAUAGAUAUCGUGAAGCAAAAACGAAGUUUAUAUUCAAUCCAGAAACUGGUAUUAUGGAAUUAGAACAAAAAUUACCUAUGUCAUGGCAUGCGUUUAAUGAAACACCCAAAUUUAUGGAAAUACCAGAAAUUCGUGCUAUAAACGAUGCCCAAAAUUAUUUAGUUAUGUCCAAUAAGAGUUUCUGGAUGUUAUACUAUCAAUAUAAACCGUAUAUUGAUGGGCAACAUUAUGAUUUUAGUGGAUCCUGUUCAUAUCUUUUGGCAAACGAUUUUAUGGUUAGUAAAUUUUCGAUGAUCAUUAAUUAUAUCGUUAAGGAUAAAGUUGUUAAGCAUAAAAUUGAUCUUUUGAUUGAUGAUGUAUUGAUUGAGGUCGACUUAUUUGCAGAUAACGUUAAAUUAUUGAAGAAAGGUGUCAACACAAAAUUACCUUUACAAUUAGACAAAGCAUAUAUUUAUCGCGAAGCAGACACGAUAAUGAUCGAAAGCUUAAAGUGUUUCACAUUAAAAUGUAACUUAAAAUUCGAUAUAUAGUAUGUAAAUUUCAUA